Molecule: messenger RNA, 1137 nt
Organism: Prunus armeniaca (apricot)
Lineage: Eukaryota; Viridiplantae; Streptophyta; Magnoliopsida; Rosales; Rosaceae
Source: the annotation of a GenBank genome assembly
AUGAGUUUGAUUGGCGAAACUGAGAGAAGCAGAGCAAAGCAAAACAAAGGGCGGGUGUACACAACCUCUGUGCUACCGAUGCCAGACACUCGGCAGGCUCUGAAGAAUGCUGUUCCGAAUCAAUCCGAUGGCAACGUUGAAGAGGCAUUUUGGCGGUUGAAUAUCAACGAUAAUCAAGAUGGGGGCGGUGUGGCUCAGUCUAACCCAUACCCUGAUCGACCUGGUGAACCUGACUGCAUAUAUUAUUUGAGGACUGGUUUGUGUGGUUAUGGAAGUAAUUGUCGUUUUAAUCACCCUAAAUAUGGUUCACAGGGUGCUCAGUACAAUGGAGAACUCCCUGAAAGAGUUGGACAACCUGACUGUGGGUAUUUUCUGAAGACAGGAACUUGCAAAUAUGGAUCAACCUGUAAAUUCCAUCAUCCAAGGGACAGGCGUGGAGCUGGACCAGUCGUAUUCAACAUUUUAGGACUCCCCAUGCAUCAGGAAGAAAAGUCAUGUCCUUAUUACAUGCGAACUGGAUCAUGCAAGUUUGGACCUGCAUGCAAGUUUCAUCAUCCCCAGCCUCAGUCACUUGGCACUGUCUUACCUGCUUUUGGAGCUGCAGGCUCCACAGUUUUGCCUUCUUCAGGUCUACCUUAUGCAGGUGGACUUUCUGCAUGGUCAUUUCCAAGAGCGCCAUAUUUAUCAGGCCCGCGUUUACAAUCUCCACAUUCUUACAUGCCUGUUGUUCUUCCGCCCCAAGGCAUUGUACCUGCCCAUGGAUGGAACACCUAUGUGGGAAACAUUAGCCCUGUGACUUCCACUGGAAUUCUUGGCUCCAACCUCACAUACAACUCUAGAACUCAGGGGGAGUCAGCUUCCAAUGGGCAGGUUCACUUGUCAAGCUCAAGUCUCCCACAUAGGCCUGAUCAACCUGAAUGCCGGUAUUUUAUGAGCACGGGGACUUGCAAAUAUGGAAUAGAUUGCAAGUACCAUCACCCAAAAGAAAGGAUUGCAGAAUCAGCUACACACCCACUUGGGCUUCCCUCAAGACCUGGGCAACCACCGUGUUCAUACUACAUCAUGUAUGGGAAUCUGCAAGUAUGGACCAACUUGCAGAUUCGAUCACCCGUUUGUGGAACAUUCUGCUGGCUAUAA